UGACACUCGGCUUUUAUGCGGAAGGCUGUAGAUAACCUGUCAAGCCGAUCAAAGGGGGCGAUUAAUAAGCCGCGAGGGAGCGACCGCUCACUGGUUGUCAGCAAAAUUAUGCGGCGGUUUCCAACGAGAGCCCUGCGCCACACGGGGCGGCGGGGUUUCUUCCCCUCGCCGGAACGCGCCGUGCCCCGGGACGGUUCCGUCCUUCCUGGGAUGCCCCCGCCCUCAUACGCCCGGCUGCCCUAUGAUGGAUCCUCGACGGCCGAGAUUGUGCGUGGUGAUGGCUCGCGGUUCUUUGGCCCUUCCCUUCACGACUUCCGCCAGAUGCUCAUGUCGAACGGAAAACACACCGUGAGAGAAUCUUUCCUUAGACAGUUCUCAACGAUAAACGAGAGAGAUGAUAUGUCACUUGAAGAAGAGGCCGAGAGGAAAGCUGGUUGGUUGCUGAAACUCUUUUUUAUAGGAACUGCGGCACUUGUUGCAUUUGAGUUCUUUCCUUACAUGGGAGAGACUCUGUUGCAACAGUCCAUCUCUCUUUUGCAUGUCAAAGAUCCCUUGUUUAAGAGAAUGGGAGCUUCCAGAUUGGCUCUGUAUGCAGUUGAUGAUGAGAGGAGGAUGAAAGUAGUAGAGAUGGGCGGAGCCUUAGACCUGUUGAAUAUGCUGAAGACUGCCAAGGAUGAUAAGACACGCAAACAAGCUCUUAAAACUCUUGUCGCCCUUUCUCACUCUGAUGAAGCUGCCGAGGCUUUGCACCAAGCAGAUGCGAUUGCUAUUGUUAGCUCCACUCCAAAUUCCGUGGAAUAUGAUGAAGUUGAAACAUACAAGUCCAGCCUACUUAAGAGGUUUCAAGAGUUGAAACAUGAGAUCCCAUCGGAAAUUAGUUGAAAUGCAAUUUUUAUAAAAAAAUCUUCUGUUUUGUUUGAUACCAAUUCGGGUAACAUGUAGGACUGCUAAGAUAAGAUACCGAACCAAGUAGUACAUAUCAGACUGUACCUUUUGGUAUCAUUGAAAACUCAAGCUUUGCAGCUAUGAGAAAUUCUUAUUAUAUGCUGCAAUAAUUUUCCUUUGGUUCCCACCACAAACUGACCAACCUUGAACAUUGCAAAUGUACUCGAUUGCAAAUUUGAUUUAAAUGCCUUUGUUUUCA
This is a messenger RNA of Musa acuminata AAA Group (dessert banana), 1144 nucleotides long. RefSeq lists its product as uncharacterized. The record is from RefSeq and is a predicted model, not a curated record. NCBI's taxonomy places the organism in Eukaryota, Viridiplantae, Streptophyta, Magnoliopsida, Zingiberales, Musaceae. The coding region runs from base 16 to 882 and encodes 288 amino acids. The transcript has 6 exons.